GUACGAGUAAAGCUGGGCUGCAGCUAGGGUACGUCAACGCCAUUACGCAGCCCCACCCUCUUUCAUCCCCCCCAUCCCAUCGCUCAAACCUCAUCGAUCCUGUCAACUUAACUUCAACCUCGUCUGCUACCUACCGUACUCUACCUACCAGCGCUGUAGUUAACUGCUCUGCCUCUCUACCACAACAACGACUAUCUCCACCCACCGCCGACAGAUCGUAUCGGCUAGUUUUACACCACUCGUCGUCGUUACACAGACAGACAACAGACGGGCAAACAGACAGCAAUUAGGCAGACAGCAGCAGCAGCUAGAUAGAUACAGAUACCAGUAGCCAGCCAGAAUUUCCCUACCAUGUUCCGAACGCAAACCAAUGCGUUUGACGACGUCGUCGCCAAGGCGACCGACGAGACGCUCACCUCGGAGAACUGGGAGUACAUGAUGGACGCAUGGGAAAAGGUGAAUGCAGCGGGGGAAGACGGGCCGAAAGACGCCGUGGCCGCAUUAAUAAAGCGACUUGCGCACCGCAACGCCAACGUGCAGCUAUACACGCUGGAGCUGGCACACGGGUUCACGCAGAACUGUGGUGCCGCUAUGCACAGAGAGUUAGCCUCGCGCGCGUUCACCGAUGCGCUGCUCAGGCUCGCGGGAGAUAGGAAUACGCAUCAGGCGGUUAAGUCGGGAAUUCUGCAGAAGAUGGCGGAUUGGAGCGAAAUGUUUAGGAAUGAUCCCGGGCUGGGAGUCAUGGAACAGGCGUUUAAUCGGUUGAAGUCUGCGAAUCCGAAUAUUCACCCCCCGUCGAAACCCACGAAGCGCGAGAUCACGUCGGUGGACCGGCAGAAGGAGGAGGAGGAGCUGCAGCUGGCGCUCGAGAUCUCGCUGAAAGAGAAGGCGAAUGCGCAGGCGGCGCAGACGGCAAGCAAGGCCCCGGCCCCGGCAACGGGCCAGCCCGGUCCGAGUAAUUCCCAACCUGCUGUGGCAGCGGCAGCGGCUGCUGCAGCUGCAGCUGCAACCCCGCAGCCGGCGCCGGUUACACACACUACUGCGGCGACGGUGUCGAGGGUGCGCGCGCUCUACGACUUUGUUCCGUCGGAGACGACGGAGCUGGCGUUCCGCAAGGGCGACAUCAUUGCGGUGCUGGAGAGCGUGUACAAAGACUGGUGGAAGGGGUCGUUGCGCGGCCAGACGGGUAUCUUCCCGCUGAACUAUGUCGAGAAGCUGGCGGAUCCCACGGCCGAAGAGCUGCAGAAGGAUGCGCAGAUGGAGGCGGAGGUGUUUGGCCAGAUUAAGAAUGUCGAGAAGCUCCUGGCCCUGCUGAGUACUAGCGAGGGAAACUCCGCCGCUCAGGAUAAUGAUGAGAUCACGACGCUCUAUCACUCUACCCUCCAGAUCAGACCGAAGCUUAUUGAGCUCAUUGGGAAGUAUUCGCAGAAGAAGGAUGAUUUUGUGGCGCUGAAUGAAAAGUUCAUCAAAGCCCGGAGGGAUUACGAGUUGCUGCUCGAGUCAUCCAUGUCGCAGACAGCCGCGGCACAUUAUGGACGGCCGCCAGCUGCUGCUAACCCUUACACAUACCCACCUGCUGAUGCGUAUGGCAACCCGGGACAAUAUUAUUCGAACGCGCCGCCACACCACGCUCCCUCGGCAUCACCGCAGAGCGCUAGCCCAUACGGCCCCCCACAACACCAGCAACCCAAGCCGGCACAUGGUGGUCCUGGUGGCCCGCCGGGUGGGCGUCAGUACUACCAACAGCCACACGAGGAGCAGCAGCAGCCACCGCAGCACCGCGAAGACCAACAGCAGCAGCAGCAGCAACAACAACACCAGCCACCCCAAGGUGCAUCCGCCCCCUUCUACGUAGUUGGCCAAAUGGCUCCAGGUGGUCACCUUCCCCACGGAGGCCGCACAAGCUCCGUCUCCCCCGCCCAAGCCGGCCACCACUACCCGCCACCGCAAACCGCGCCCUCGGCACCUCCCAGCAACGCCUACAAAGCCCCCGACGGCCACCCGGCGCCGCAAGAGCUCGCCACCUCCGUCUACGACACGCCCAUCGAGCCCGCGCACGAAUCCAGCUUCACCGGCGGCCGCCCCAUCACCCCCUCCGCUUCCACCUCCUAUCCUCCCUACGGCUACCAGCGCCCCCUCAAUGUCCACCAACCCAGCUACCCGGGCGCCGACGGCCCCUCCCCCGUCACCCCGCAGCACCCCUACCCGCCGCUCCAAGGAUCUCCACAGCCUGCGCAGAGCUACCAAGCCCAAACCCAAGCCGCGGCUCCCCCGCAGAGCUACCAGGCGUACACCUCCCAGCGCCCCCCGCAGCCGCAGGACUACUACACGGGCCCCCAGAGCCAGCCACAACAGCCACAACAGCCGCCUUCGGAGCCGCCAGCUGGAUCUCCGCCCCCGCAGGACUAUUAUAGGCAGAAUGAACUGUUCUUGCCGAAUGGGAGUCGCGCGCAGAGUUAGGAUGGGAUAGGGUGUACCUAGGUGUGCGAAGUAGAUCCUGGGGGGUAUGAAUGGAUUGUGGUUAUGGAUUUCUUUUGCGGCUAGUGCAGUGCUUUGAUGAUGGAUGAUAUUUUUUCUUUUUCUUUUUUCUUGCUUCCCGCACGGAGGUCGGUCGGUUACUAUGUAAAGAAGGUGGAGGUGGAGGCGGAGAGUCACGACUCACCAGUGGGCUGGCUAUAGUUGUGCGUAAUCGAUGUGUUAAUUCUUUUUUCUUCUUUUGAGUUCGAAUGUUUUGAUUCCGAAUGUUGUAUCCUGUAGGAAGGGGGUGGGAUGAGGGGAGUUGAGGUGCGGUGAGGUGAAUGAAUUGAGAUGGGGAAGUAAAGUGAUGUUCCAAGGAAUAGUGAGGUGGUAGAACGGUGAGC
This is a messenger RNA of Tricharina praecox, 2861 nucleotides long. RefSeq lists its product as uncharacterized. The record is from RefSeq and is a predicted model, not a curated record. Gene Ontology annotation, biological process: protein transport to vacuole involved in ubiquitin-dependent protein catabolic process via the multivesicular body sorting pathway. The transcript has 4 exons. Gene Ontology annotation, cellular component: ESCRT-0 complex. Gene Ontology annotation, molecular function: phosphatidylinositol binding; ubiquitin binding. Bases 352 to 2460 code for a protein of 702 amino acids. Lineage: Eukaryota; Fungi; Ascomycota; Pezizomycetes; Pezizales; Pyronemataceae.